GCAAGCGUGAAGAAGCUGCCUCGCUUUCUCGAACAUCACUAAGACUGAUGAGGAAACGUGCUGGCGAGAAGCAUCCCGACACCCUGGUUGCUGCCAGCAACCUGGCCGUUCUGCUCCAAGAGGACGGCAGGUAUGAAGAAUCCGCACAGGUUGCCAAGCGGACUCUGGAUGUGCAGCAGCGGUUGCUAGGGCCACAGCAUCCUGAUGUGCUUUGCACUGUCAACAGCUUGGCAGCGGCUCUUCACUUGCAGGGCAAGCAUGCGGAGGCCAUCGAAUACCAGAAGGAGAUGCUGGAGAUUCGACGAAGAACAGUUGGCAUGGAGAACCUGGAGACGUUGGUCGCAGCUCACAAUCUGGCCGGAAUGCUCCAGCAGAGAGGAUGUUACGAAGAGGCACCGAUUGAAGCUUUCUUUGUCUUCGCUGGCGACCUGCAGCGUGAAACCCUUGAGGUCUUGACCAGACGGAUGGGCCCACGACAUCCCGACACGAUGACCGUAAAGCGUGCUGAUGAGGCUUUGAAGUUCUUUGCUGUGCUGGCAAAGAUCGCAUGUGGCCAUGUGGAUCUGAGCGGCGCUGGGAUGGAUCAUGACCGGGGAUCCAUGUCCAUCGCAACCAACCAAGACAUUUCGCAGGCUUUGUCUCUUCUCCGUGACCAGCUGGCAGAUGCCCGCGAGUCGGUGCUGAAACAUCUGAGUGCAGUUGCUGACGAGGAGCAGAUCAACUUGGCUUCGGCAAGCAAUGCCAUGCAAUCGGACCUUGCCGCCCUUCGCACGGACUUUGCGAAGCACGCGAAGGAUUUGGCGGCGGGAGAACUUCAGCAGGAGGUGUCCAUAAGACACGGCAACCUUGGGCGGUGCUGUUGCAAGCUGGGCUCCAACCAGGCGGGCCCAGAUAGAUUCGACGUCGACGGUGAUGGCGAGGUGGACGAAGACGAGUUGCGGCAGGGGUUGACAAACAUCGGGUCCAAUGCCACUGCCAACAGUAUUCACCAUGCACAUGCAAGUGCCGAUGUAGACGGAGACUCGAAGCUUAGCAAGAAGGAGUUUUCCAUGUUGAUGACGCGAUUUGACUCGUGGUUCCACACACUGCAGGAUGGGAGCAUUGCUGAGUGCACCUGGAAGGACCUCAAUGGCACUGAGCCCGCAACCCAUCACUGCCCAGUGGAUCUGGUCGACUAUUUGCAGCUUCCCAGCCUGGGAAAGGACUUGCUACUGCUGUCGUCAAGCUCCUAUUCUUGUGCCGCAGCAGCGGGUCUCACCGGUCAGCUGUCUGACAAGAUUGAUUUAAUGGAGAGAGCAGAAUAG
Molecule: messenger RNA, 1304 nt
Organism: Symbiodinium necroappetens
Lineage: Eukaryota; Dinophyceae; Suessiales; Symbiodiniaceae
Source: the annotation of a GenBank genome assembly